Molecule: messenger RNA, 1670 nt
Organism: Cannabis sativa
Lineage: Eukaryota; Viridiplantae; Streptophyta; Magnoliopsida; Rosales; Cannabaceae
Exons: 7
Coding region: 94-1380 (428 amino acids)
Biological process (GO): lipid homeostasis; triglyceride catabolic process
Cellular component (GO): membrane; cytoplasm; lipid droplet
Molecular function (GO): triacylglycerol lipase activity
Source: RefSeq, a predicted model, not a curated record
AUAAAAAAAAGAAUAAUUUGCAUUGAUAAAAAUAAAAAAAGAACAAAUUUGGACCCAUUUUUCUUGUUUGAAACUUGAAGAAACAUAUUAAAUAUGAUGUCAUACAAAUGGAGGAAAGGUAAGCGAGCUUCAUUUUCAUUCAUGGCUCCUUCUUCUCUCUCAUCUCUCCUUCAGUUUCACUCUCACUCUCUUUUCUCUUCCCACAAUCCUAACCCUAAAUUCACUCACAGUCACACCCUCACCCUCCCUUCUCGCACCUCCCCACGUACCCUGACCUUCCGCUCUGCUUCCAACCCCAACCCAUCCCCGACCCCCGGCACCGAUGAGUCAUCGCCUUCUCCGUCACCAUUGUCUCCGCCGCCGCCUGUCAGAAAGUCCUUUGCUGUCGCCACCGGGGAUCUCUUCUUGGGAUUGGCUUCGCGCCUCAUUAACAAGCCCAGCCGUGGACCAAAUGGCGAGGAGCUGGCCUCGGUUGCUAUGUUCGAAAACUAUGGCAGUGUGGUUCGGAGUAAGAAGGAGAGGAUUGGGGCGGUCAUAGAGGAUGAAAUUGAGCCUGAUGUUGUGUGGGAGCAGAGCGUGAUGGACGUCGAGGCUGAGAAGCAACGCCGCGUGGUUACCAGUCCCGGGUUUAGCUUCUCCGCCGCAGGACUUCUCUUCCCAUACCACCUUGGGGUUGCUCAGUUUCUCAUAGAGAAUGGGUACAUUAAGGAAAGCACUCCAUUAGCUGGUUCCUCAGCUGGGGCCAUUGUUUGUGCGGUGAUUGCUUCUGGAGCUAGUAUGGAUGAGGCAUUGAAAGCUACUAAGAUACUGGCUGAAGAUUGUCGGAGCAAAGGGACAGCGUUUCGGCUUGGGGCUGUUCUUCGAGAUAUUCUUGAGAAGUUUCUGCCAGAGGAUGUUCAUAUAAGAUCUAAUGGACGUGUUCGUGUUGCUGUAACCCAGAUUCUCUGGAGGCCGAGAGGAUUAUUAGUGGAUAAGUUUGACUCCAAAGAAGAUCUUAUUAAUGCAGUUUUUACUUCUUCCUUCAUUCCAGGAUAUCUUGCACCGAAACCAGCAACAUAUUUCCGUAAUCGGCUUUGCGUUGAUGGGGGGCUAACUUUAUUUAUGCCUCCAACAUCUGCUAAACAGACGGUUCGCGUAUGUGCUUUCCCAGCCAAUCGCUUAGGGUUGGAAGGGAUUGGAAUCAGCCCAGAUUGCAAUCCUGAAAAUAGGACUACCCCUCGAGAGUUUUUUAAUUGGGCACUUGAGCCUGCAGAAGAUCAUAUUCUUGAUAGGCUAUUUGAAUUUGGAUACCGAGAUGCAGCAAUAUGGGCUAAGGAGAAUCCUGCUAAUGAAUUAGUUCAAGAUGGCAUUCCCUUAGUGGAAAAUGGUUUAGCACAAUAAUUUAUAAUAAAGAGUUCCAUUUUGAUCUAAAAAUAUAACAUUGUGGAAUAGUCGUCACCUCACCUCUAGUAUUGGGAUGCUGCAAAUAGUUUUCGGUAUCAGCUCAGGUAAUAGAAAUUUUCAGUAUGUAAUUUAUUUGUACAUGGCUUGAACCAAAAUAUGUCAUGAGGGACAGACCACAGUAUAUUACUACAUUGUAUAGAGGACUGGAUAAUUCUUUAUUUCUUUGUAAAGUAAACCAGAUAUAAGUAAAGGAGAAAAGAAGAAGAAGAAAACAUGAAGUUAAGAAA